UGGGGAGUUCAGGCACUUUCAGAGGCUGCUGGAGAAGCGAAUGCGGCUGUACAACGCCAGGCUGCAACAUCAGGGCGAACCCUGCGAGAGGCGGGAGCGGCGUGACAGCUGCCCCAAGAGCCACCGCGAGCUGCUGGAGGCCAUCCCUGAGGCCCUGACCAUGCAGCCUCAGUGUCAGCGCCUGCAGCUCGGGAUGGAGGAGGGUGCUGGGCCUGUCAUGGACCUCCCACAACGUGGCCUUUUCAGGGUUUCAUCGGUCCAGUUCCAUAAAGCUGAUCGGCCCUGUCUCAACCGUCACAGCUCCAGCAGUGGAGCCCUCUUCAACCCCUCCCACGCCCAUGCCGCAGUCUCACGAAUGACUGCCCCUGUCCUCUCCACCUGCAGCACCCCCUCCAGCCACCGGAGACCACUAGUACCCAUGCAGCAGCACCACCAGGGCUCCAGUUCUGUGGGGCAUGCUGAGAAGAAGCCGAACGCUGCACCAUCGCCCUCCUCCGCAGGAGUACCGCCGCCGGGCCAGCCACCCAGCUUCCCCCUCCUACUGUGCAGCAACCCUGCACCACUGUGGAGGUGUCGCGCCAUGUAAUGUCCUGCCGCUGGGCCUGCCAGAAGAAGGUGAGCUAGUAGCAGGUGUGAUGGCUUCCCAACCAGCAGGCCUGGCCAUCUCACCCCAACAACACCCCACAUCUUUGGGGCAUAUCAGGGGUGCCAACACCCAUGAGAGAUGCUUUGACAACAAUCCUAACAGCCAGAUCACUCAUCACGACUGGUGGCACUCACAAGAAAGACGCUUGAUGCCUGAGCCUAUGGUGACAGAAAGGGACAUAGAGAUCGAGAGGGAACUGGAACAAAAAAGGCAAAUGCAAAAGGAGAAAGAGCUGGAGAGGGAGAGGGAGGCACAGAUUCAGGAGGAGAUGGACAGAGAGAGGCAGCAGGAGCUGGGGAGAUGCCGAGCCAGAGAGCAGCAGCACCUCCAGAGUUUGGUCCAUCCUCCUCAGGCUGGAGACGUCAACGACACCUGGCCGAAACCAGCCAGCCGUCAGUGUCAGGGUGGUGGGGGUGGCAGAGGUCUCUACAGCACCCUAGAGGGCCACACAGGGGCUGGCUCUGCUGCUGGAUGGGAUACAAAGAAAGGACACAUGAAUGCAAGUUCAAGCCCUAAUCCCAGCUCUGGUCUGCAGCCUAAACUUGAUCUAAGCUCCAAACCCAGCACAACCUCACGGAUCUCCAGGAGCCAGCUCUUGAGAGAUCGGGCGUCUCAGUUGGCGGAUGAACGCAGCGGGAUGAGCACAGAUGAGGAGACCAAUACCGACAUGCUGAUGGGUCGGUACUGGAGUCGAACGGAGAGGAGGGAACACUUCCUGUUGGCUCGUGAGCAGAGGCAGCAGCAGCUGCAGGCCAGAGGAGUGACUAUACGAGAUGCCAUCAGCAGGGGAGGAGCCAUCACAGGAGGAGGAGGAGCCUCUUUUGGAGAUGGAGGUAUGCUGGACAGCAGAGUGGGCGGAGCUUUUGCAGAAGGGCGGUGCAACACGGUCCUGGAGCUGAGUCAGAGGAAGCUGAGUCGUCUGAGGAACAGGAAGCUGUUGGAUGACUGGACGACAGUAGAGGAGCUGCUGACUCAUGGGACCAGGCUGGACAACCAGGAGGACAUGCUGUGUCCCAGCUCCCUGCUGACGGUCACCACCGUCUAACUGCAUGGACACCAUGUCUAACUGUAACUCUGUGUGUGAGUGUGUGUGAUGUUAAGCUAACAAUACGACAUUUUUGUCCUCUUGUUCUGUCUUUGCCAGAGUCAGAUGUGAAGAUGGAUAUCAGUUUCAUCUCUCUGUGUCCAGUACAGAGGUAGGUCCAGGUCUAGCUUAGCACAAAAACUGGAAGCAGGGGAAAACUACUAGCCUAGCUCAAUCUGACAAACAAACAGCAGUUAACUGGACUUGUUAAUCUUAGCUCAAUUUAUUUUAAAUAACAGCACAUUCUUAAGGGCAAAUUAUACUUUCAUACUGCAUCUGCAUAAAUUCCGUCAUCAAGCUAACUCAAGCCCAAAUUGUACUUUAGGAUGUUUUUAUGCCACCCCUAAAUAUAUGACUGUGCAGACUGUACGCACACCGUUUGCCAUCUACCCUAUUGCCAGUGCUCUUCUUUGAAGUAUUUUAGAGACUUCAGUUAUCCACAUCUCUGUACUUGAAGCACAAAGAUGAAACUGAUAUCCAUCUUCUCAUAUGACUUUGGGGAAGACAUGAGGAUUUACAGAAAUGUUGGACUGUUCCUUUAAUGAAUGUGCGCAAGAGAGGGAACCUCACUGUUAUCGCUGUACAUCACCUAAACUGAUAGCUUUAUGUGUGGGUGUGUCACCAUUGUACAGCACUCUGGACAAAAUGUGUGUGUCAGUGCAUGACGCUUGUAAUGACAAACAAUCUAACAAGGUCGGAUGAGCGUGUAUGUUUGCAUCAUGUGUUUCAUGCUACAUCUUAUGCUACAUGUAUUUCACAGAAUCUUUGACAAAAUUACAAAAAUUUGGGUUUGGACUCAAAUCCUCAAACAGACCAUGAGAUUUUGGGGAGCAAUACUGUUCUGCGUGAUGUACCUAGAAGUGCACUAACAAUAGAUCACAUACGACUACUUUUACAUCAGGGCCACAGAACACAUCAACUGUAGCAAUGCAGACAAUGACAACUGAGAUUUGAUACCAAAUCCUGAAUGGUUUUUAUAGAAACUCUGUUUACAAUUAAAAUAUCAAUCGGUGGGAGCUUUUGUAACUAAAAUGUUAAAAAACGCGACCUGAUUUACUUGCUUGUGUAACAUUAGUCAAACCGUGUUGAUCAGGGAUGGGGAACAAUGUACCACGGAGGUUUGCAGAGGAUUUCGACCACAGCUUUGAUCUGUAAAAUCAGCUGCUGUUGUGUUUUGGGUGGAGUUUAUGCUGCAUUCACAUCAUAUCAUUCAGACCGUACUUAUGUGCAGGUCAGUUAAACACAUUCACGCCAACCUCCAAGUUGUAAUUCUGAGUUGGAGGUAUCAGGAAUUUCUGACAGCUACGAUAUGUCCCACUUGGUGAAAAGAAGAAAUGACAACAAAAACAUUGGCAAAAUGGUUGCAAAGUCACCACCACUGGCAGUUACAUCUAAAUAAGAUCCACUAUUAAUACUGAUACUGAUUCAGAUAAUUAAAAAGCAGCUAUACACUUCUACAAAUUGUGUUAGGGACUUGUAACACAAAUCCGCAAUAGCAUAUCUAUUAUCUAAAACAAAUAGGUCAUACUAUAAAAAUAGGUAAUUUAGACUUAUUGUCAAUUUAUCUGUCACACGGCUAGCAACCAACUUGUUUCAAACAGCGCAUGGUUGCCAAGGUAGGUGGUAGCAGGCAGACACUCUUGUGAAUGUGCACAGUUAUUUGCGAUGAUGACAGACCUUUUUUAAUGUGCUACUGCAGCUCGCGGUGUGACCAUGGUCACAACAGAUACCACACCAAUUAAAACAAUACAGCUAAUGCAUCCAGCUAAUUUUAUGGGCAUAAGUAGGCCUACCGUGAAUUAUACACCUCUUCGCCUUCAAAAAAUAUCAAUUAAAAACAAUGGUCUCUGACCAUCAGCUUCAAAGUUUGAUUAUCCAGUCUAGGCUAUGUUUAUGAUAUUAGCUGAACUUGCUAUUUUAAUUGUGUCAUAUUUCUAACCAUUCUCUCUAUUUUCAGCUACAACAGCCUUUUUAAGCUAUGUGAUGAGAUUAGAGUAGAUGGACAGCCGACAGUGCCCUGCUGCCACCCAGUCAGUAGCAGCUGUAGCUGCUCGAUGUCUAAAAGCACCAGUGUGAAUGUUCCAAAGUCGGAAUAACGGGAGUUUUUUUUCCCUCGUUCUGCUGACAUGGCGUGAAUGCAGCACAAGAUUUUUGGCCCUUCAUGGUUCAUGGCUCCCUGUUCCUGCUGUUGUCUUUACUGUUGGCAAGAUGUUUACAGAUCUACCUACCCAGGUAACAGCUUAUGCAUGUUUACUGAAAUCUACAGAGAUGCAUUGACUGUGUGGAGAACAUUUUAACGAAAAGGAGAUACACCUCAAGUCAACUUUAUGUUAGGUUGUCCAGACUGCUGCAGCGUCUGUACAGUCAGGACAGACAGAGCUCAAGUCAGCGUUGUUGACAUUCCACUAAAAGAGAGUGUGAGUAAAUCUGAAAUCUGCUGAUUCCAGGUCUGCAGUUUGGGAAAAUGUGCAAUAAUACCUCAAGCUAGUUUUAAUACGACAAUGACAGUGUUGUGUUUGCGCUACGUGUCAGGUAUCGAAUGCAGUAACUCAUUUUAAAUCAAACAGAUGCACAAAAGUGAUGAGUCACCACAAGUGCACAGUAAUCCUAGAAUCUAAAAUGGCAAGAGCAAAGGUUAUGUAGAUAUUUACAUUAUUUCUUUACAUUGUUUUCCAUGAGAGGGACCUAAGAAAACAACUUUUUGCACAUCAUUUUUUAUACAAAAAGUUUUCCCUACCUUUCUGUACCAGGGACCGAGGCCAGUGGAACGACUGUAGAUAGAACGACAGUGUGUGUUGAUGUUUUCUUUAUAAACUAUCAUAGUAAUUUAUGGAGGAAAAAAAAAUCUGUUUAUUGUCAUUGUGUUGGACAUAUUUCAAUAUUUUUCUUGUGAUGGUUACAAAACCAAUGUGAACAGUUUUUAUGAUCUUUGAAAUCUUUAAAAACUACUUAAUUUACAUAAAAGCUGGUGAAACUUUGAUUUAUCAUUUUCAAAGAGUGAACACAAAAUGUGAAUAUUAUUGUCUCUUAAAAUGGCUUAAUUGAAUUUUACUGUUGUUUUGUGUCAUUAUGACAUGUACAUAUUGAUUUUGUCAGAAGGUGCAGAUGAGGUUGGAGUAACAGGAAAAGCUGAUGCCAUCAGACGCCUCCAGUGGUUUAUCAUGUGAUUCUGUAGGUUUAUAGCUGUGUUAUGGAGGCUGUAUAUACAGCACAGAGAUUAACGUUGUAGUAUUAGUACGUUUAACACUCACAAUAUUGUCAAAAUUCAUGGAAAGUGGUUCAGUUUGUUCUGAAUGUUAAAUGUGGCAUCCAUGAAUUAUGAGUAGGAUCACUGACGCUCUAAUGCUUAAAGGACCACUACGACAUUUUAGAUAAACCUUGUUCUCUGUCCUCUCUAAAGUCAGAUGUUUCAGAUGGAUCAGUUUCAUCUCUGUGUGUCCAGUAUGGAGAUGGGUCCAGGAUGCGUUUAGCCUAGCUUAGCACAAACACUGGAAGCAAAAAAAAAAACCUUCCAACAACUCCAAAGCUGUCCAAUUUAAAUUUUGUUUAAUCUUAUUAAUUGAACAGGUGUAGAAAUAGAAAUAUAAAAAGAAGAAGUUGUAGUUUUAAAGGAUGUGUUUAGCUUAGUUGGCACAAAAUUGGAAGCACAGGGAUGAUAUUACCGUCCCUAGAGCCAUGUCGCUGGUGUGGCUAAAAAAAUCCCCACUUUCUAACAACUCCAAAGCUGUCUGAUUUACAUGUUGUAUCCUGUUAGCUAACAAUCUAGUCAUCAAUCCAACAAUUUGCGAACUGCCUCAAGAAAGAGCCAAAAGCCUAAAAUGAAGGAGGCUGGCUGAUACACUUCCUCUCUGGCAGAACAAAAAUUGCAACAGAAAAGGCAUUUUUCACGGAAGACAUUUUGACAUGUCACAGUAGGAAAUGCAGAGGUGUAAAUGAUGAAAUUAAUAUUGGCCGAAUUCCUUUUGGUUGCUUUGGUUUCAGGGUCCUGGCAUGCUGGCUAACUUUCAUACUGUCAUGGCUUACUGGGACACUUGAGUCAAACAGAACCUUUGUUAAAUGCCAUUAGUAACAUCUGUGCUUUUCCUACUAUGACAAGUCAAAAUGUCUGCUGUGAAAAAGGCUUAUAGAAAUCUGAAGUGAAACCAAAACUCGGGGUUCUAUUCCACAAGUAAGAAAAUCAAAUUCAAAAUAACAGUGACAUUUUUAAUAACGCAAAUUAAUAAAAUACAACCAACGGUAUUCGGUGGAGUGGUUUAGUGAACAUUCAGAUGCUCUGUAGGAUGGUUUGUGGUCAAGUGUGAUAGGGGAUCCAGUAUUUUAUCCAGUGUUCCAUGCGUUUUCUAAAAUAUGUCUUCGUUAGAGGGAAAGCAAAUUCUUGUUAGUGAUGUAGCUAGCUUUAUGUCUAGUGUUUGCCAAUUCGUAGUGUGAAUGGGCCCUUCAGGGUUAGACUUUCAGUAGUAAUCAGGGUAGCCAAUGGUGGCUACCAUUGUUCUAACCAGCAGUGACUGACGUCAACGUCAUUUUUAAUCAACACAGAAGCUGUAGUAGUGGUUGCUAGGAGCAGUUAUCUUGUCGAUUCAAGAAGCAUGUUGAUUUAAGA
Molecule: messenger RNA, 6330 nt
Organism: Siniperca chuatsi (mandarin fish)
Lineage: Eukaryota; Metazoa; Chordata; Actinopteri; Centrarchiformes; Sinipercidae
Exons: 2
Coding region: 456-1691 (411 amino acids)
Source: RefSeq, a predicted model, not a curated record